CAUAAGAGCUGGAGUACACCCUGCACCUUCCCCCUCCUCACACUGUCUAAAGUCUACAUACAACAGUGUCACCAGCUGCCACCAUGCCUGUAGACUUCAAUGGGAAAUGGAUACUGGAAACCAAUAACAAAUUUGAGGAAUAUUUGAAAGCACUGAAUAUUGACUUUGCAACACGGAAAAUAGCAAUCUCCCUUUCUCAGACCAAAGUGAUUGUCCAAGAUGGAGAGAAAUUCAACUUUAAAACACUGAGCACCUUCAGGAACUAUGAGCUCUCCUUCACUGUAGGAGAGGAGUUUGAUGAGCACACCAAAGGACUAGACAGCAGAAACAUCAAGUGUCUGGUGAUCUGGGAGGGGGACAAACUGGUGUGCACCCAGAAAGGAGAGAAGGCCAACCGUACCUGGAAGCACUGGAUUGAAGGGGACAAACUCUAUCUGGAGCUGACAUGUGAAGAUGUGGUUUGUCUUCAGGUGUUCAAAAAACAAGAAUAAUAUGUUCAUGUUUUCCUAAUGUUAUGAACAUAAUUAAUAAAUGUGCUUUUCUGAGAAUAUAA
This is a messenger RNA of Scomber scombrus (Atlantic mackerel), 553 nucleotides long. Its product is annotated as retinol-binding protein 1-like. Gene Ontology annotation, biological process: fatty acid transport. The coding region runs from base 84 to 491 and encodes 135 amino acids. The transcript has 4 exons. Gene Ontology annotation, molecular function: fatty acid binding. The record is from RefSeq and is a predicted model, not a curated record. Gene Ontology annotation, cellular component: cytosol; nucleus. Lineage: Eukaryota; Metazoa; Chordata; Actinopteri; Scombriformes; Scombridae.